ACUCACUUCAAAUGAGAGGCGGCCACCUCUACCUCAGUCUGUCCGCUCUUACAACCGCUUGUUGAUCCUGCAAGAACUGCAACACAAGACCCAACAUGAUCCCUACAGUUACUCUCAAUAAUGGAGACAAGAUGCCCAUUGUGGGUCUGGGAACAUGGAGGGCUGGGCCAGGAAAGGUCUCAGAGGCUGUUCAGGUGGCAAUAAGUGAAGGUUACCGGCACUUUGAUGGUGCUUACAUUUACCAGAAUGAAGGAGAGGUUGCAGCUGGACUUUCUGCCAUGAUUGACCAAGGAGUUGUAAAACGGGAGGAUCUGUUCAUCGUCAGCAAGUUGUGGUGCACCUUCCAUAUUCCCUCUCUGGUGAAGGGAGCCUGUGAGAAGACGCUCAGUGACCUGAAACUGGACUACUUGGACCUGUACCUCAUGCAUUCCCCGAUAGGAAUGAAGCCAGGGGAGGAACUUUUCCCAUUGGACGAGAACAACAAGGUCAUUUCUGAUGACAGCGACUUCUUGGACACUUGGGAGGCUAUGGAAAAGUUGGUAGAUGCUGGAUUAGUUAAGGCCAUCGGCGUCUCCAACUUCAACAAAGACCAGAUUGAAGCCAUACUCAAUAAGCCAGGUCUCAAGUACAAGCCCGCCACCAACCAGGUUGAAUGCCAUCCAUACCUGACUCAAGACAAGCUGAUCAACUACUGUCACUCAAAAGGCAUCUCAGUGACAGCAUACAGCCCGCUGGGCUCACCUGACAGACCCUGGGCUUCCUCUGAUGAUCCCAUCCUGCUGGAGGAACCUGAGAUCAAGGCCAUCGCCAAGAAAUACAACAAGUCCCCAGCACAGGUUCUCAUCAGGUUUCACAUUCAGAGGAACGUGAUCGUCAUUGCUAAGUCAGUGACGCCCCAUCGAAUCAAGGAAAACAUACAGCUGUUUGACUUUGAGCUGAGCGAAGACGACAUGAACAGCAUGUUGAGCUUGAACAGGAACUGGAGAGGAUUCAGAAUUGAGACGGCUUCAGAACACAAAGACUACCCCCUGAAUACAGAAUACUAACUCAUCAGACAACAUGCUGCAUCAAUGACACUAAGCUUGUACUGUAACAUUUUCAGAUAAUGGUAAUGGUACUGUCUAACUCAGCAAACAGGAUGCAUUUCUGUA
Molecule: messenger RNA, 1151 nt
Organism: Labrus mixtus (cuckoo wrasse)
Lineage: Eukaryota; Metazoa; Chordata; Actinopteri; Labriformes; Labridae
Product: aldo-keto reductase family 1 member B1-like
Exons: 10
Coding region: 96-1046 (316 amino acids)
Cellular component (GO): cytosol
Molecular function (GO): aldose reductase (NADPH) activity
Source: RefSeq, a predicted model, not a curated record